AUGCCUCUAUGUGUUACAUUUAUCGGAUCUGUGGUCACCAUCAAAUUUGCUAUACUAACGUCAAUGUUUAUAUGCGUAAUGGAUGCACUUCAUCUGUGCAAUUGCGCGGUGCUAUUCCUCCCGGUACUAGUAUUACUGUUAAUCGUGCCGGUAAACGUCAUUCCAACAUUCGCGAUGUCAUUGUAUAGUUUUUUCCUUGGCCUCUCUGGACUGUUAACUGCUUUCCUAGAGCCUUACGCUAUUACGAGUCUAAGUAUGCUUUACAGCCAAAAGCUAGUUGAUGAAUCGUUGCAAUGGCCAACCUUUAAUAAGGGGAUCAUCUUGGCCAUUACUGUAACGUGCUAUACAGCUUCGGUUAAGUUGGGCUUCCUUCUAUUGUUUCAGGGCGAAGCUAUGCUAUACUGGCCAAUAUUAUGUAUUGUGGUUCUGGCUAUCCUUAUCGGCACAGCUUCUAUCAUUAAAGAUGAAGCAUUUGCGGAUUUCGGCAAGCUCUUAUUGGGUUACUAUUUAUCGGGAAUGUUUUUGUUACAAGUUUUCAUUCGAAUAAGCUCCUUUCUUUAUAUGCUAAGCAUUAUUAUGCAAUAUGUGCAGGAAAGUCCCAUGGUGACAGUAGAUAAGAAUGUGUCAUCAUUUCCGAACAUUUUACAGAUUCUUAUCACAAUUUUUGCCUAUACCGAGCUUCUGCUCACUGUUGCGGUUAAUAUACGAAGUGAUAUAAAUAUUCCAGCGUGGCAGUUACGAUUCUUUAUUUCCAAUCGUAGCAUUAAGAGGUCAUACCGCUGA
Molecule: messenger RNA, 783 nt
Organism: Trichoplax adhaerens
Lineage: Eukaryota; Metazoa; Placozoa; Uniplacotomia; Trichoplacea; Trichoplacidae
Exons: 7
Coding region: 1-783 (260 amino acids)
Source: RefSeq, a predicted model, not a curated record